CUGAAUACACCUGGAACAAAUAUCUGUCAUGCUACACACCCCUUCAAGAACUGGCUGUGAAAUGAAAUAAAAAAAUCUGCUGUUAGUGAAAGAUUUAAACUCCUAUAUUCCAGACACUCCUGCACUAAUAUGAAUGCAAAGAAAAUUGCCUCCAGAGCUUGCACUUCACUGCAUCUUAUCUCUGGCAUGUCAUGCCAGUGGUUUGAUGCAUUUUAUACAUAAUAUUACCCCUAUGAAAAUGGUGCAAGGAAAUUUUGUUGACACUUGCAAAAUCAGCACACUGCCUGCAUUGUAUGCCUCUUAAGAAACACUAAAAGUAAGUAGACAUACGUUUGUGUGUGAGCUUCAAGUGUGCAAAAGCCAACCCCACCCAUAAAACAUUAUAUAAGUGCAAAGAUAAAUGUGCAGGGAUCCCUUGUACUGCUGUGCAGAUUGUCUAACAGCCCAUUUUAUAACAGGCAGGCUAGAAUGUAGCUGUGAGCUUCAAACUCCUAUGUGGCAUCACACCCUCUGUCUGUCCCCCGCCCUGGUAUGGCACAGUAUAACUGGGCUAAACUGAGUUUAUCUUGUACAGACUGCAGCCAGGAAGCACAGAUAUCAUGUCUACAGCUGGGAAAGUGCAAAUAAAAUUACCUUGGCUACCAAUAUUGGUGCAAAUUGGCAUUUGUUUUGGUAAAUCGUUACAGGUAGCAGGCCUUAAAUUGUGUGUUGGAAUGCCACCCCUUCUGGCGUUAGCCUUUAAUAACAGAGUUAAUAACAAUUCAUAAGGUGAUUAAGUGCACAGCAGCCGUGGUCUGGGAGCCUGGCCAACCCUUCAGCAUCGAGGACAUUGAAGUUGCUCCUCCAAAGGCUCAUGAAGUUCGAGUGAAGAUUGUUGCAUCUGGAGUAUGCCAUACAGAUUACCAUGUCAUGAGUGGAUCAGUAGAUAAUAUCAAGUACCCAUUGAUUCUGGGGCAUGAAGGUGCUGGUAUAGUGGAAAGUGUGGGAGAAGGAGUAAAAAAAGUAAAACCAGGAGACAAAGUCAUUCCUCUGUCGCUUCCCCAGUGUGGAAAAUGCCUUUUAUGUUUAAAUCCCAAGAGCAACAUAUGCGAAAAAUCUGAUUUUGGAAAAUAUUCUGGACUCAUGUUGGACAACACCAGUAGAUUUACAUGCAAGGGGAAGCUGAUUUACCACUUUGUAAGAACCAGCACCUUUACUGAAUACACUGUCUUGGAUGAGAUAUCCGUUGCUAAGAUUGAUGACAAUGCUCCUCUCGAUAAAGUGUGUUUAAUCAGUUGUGGAUUUUCCACUGGUUACGGCUCUGCUGUGAAGAUUGCUAAGGUUGAGCCGGGAUCCACAUGUGCUGUGUUUGGCCUGGGUGGUGUUGGCCUGUCUGGAAUUAUUGGCUGUAAGGCAGCUGGUGCUUCUAGAAUAAUUGGAGUGGACACAAACAGCAAAAAGUUUACAGCAGCCAAAAAUGUAGGAGCCACUGAAUGCAUCAAUCCAAAUGAUUAUAAGGAACCAGUCCAUGAAGUGCUGACAAAGAUGACUGGGCUGGGAACAGACUACUCACUUGAGUUUGUGGGAGAUACCAAUGUUAUGUUGUCUGCUCUUCUGUCCACCAACUUUGCAUCUGGAACAACAGUUAUUGUUGGCUUAGCUCAUUAUACAGCAAAGAUGAACUUCAAUCCAAUGGUGCUGCUCACAGGACGCACUUUGAAAGGAGGCUUACUUGGAGGAUGUAAAAGCAAAGAUAUCCCAAAACUGGUUUCUGAUUUAAUGGCAAAGAAAUUUGACCUUGACGGACUGAUAACUCACAAGAUGCCACUUGCAAAAAUCAAUGAAGCCUAUGAUGUCCUGACCAAAGGAGAAAGCCUUCGUACUAUUUUGAUGAUGAGUUCGUGUGAAUGAUGAUGAUGAGUUCGUCUGUUGAAAUCAACUCAGAAACAACCUGGAUUAUAUACUAUAAAUACAGAUAAUAUUAGUCCAGUUUCAUUUGCUAAUGGCUAAAUAGAAAAAAAAUUCCUGCUUUUUGUGAUUUUACUCACAUUGCACCUUGAACUGGUCCCAGUGAGACAACAAGUUCCUGUAUAAAAAAUCAUCAUCAUUGCAGAACUUGAGCUCCAUCUUCCUCCAGGCUGAACGGUGACCCCAUACAAGUCUUAUACUGCAAGUUCAGCAUUUGCAUUUCAUAGAAGACUCUGUAUGUGAGUGUCACUAUAGAAAACUGCAAUUUACUCUUCUAACAGCUGGUGUAUCUGUAAUCUGCAAAAAAAACACAAGGCCAUAGAGUUUGCUGGUCUUUGGUCAUUACUGUUCAGAGCUGCUGGCAUAUUUGGGUCAUUGGUUGCCUAUGUGUCUGCUUUAAUAAAGGAUGGAUACAAAAUUUA
Messenger RNA from Xenopus tropicalis (tropical clawed frog), 2369 nucleotides. Its product is annotated as alcohol dehydrogenase 1. Lineage: Eukaryota; Metazoa; Chordata; Amphibia; Anura; Pipidae. The record is from RefSeq and is a predicted model, not a curated record. Bases 910 to 1890 code for a protein of 326 amino acids. Gene Ontology annotation, molecular function: oxidoreductase activity, acting on the CH-OH group of donors, NAD or NADP as acceptor; oxidoreductase activity; zinc ion binding. The transcript has 10 exons.